UGGUUAAUACAAAGGGAAAACAAUGAGAAAUGGCCCAUGGGUUUAAUAUUAAAAAUUUUGACGCUACAACUUCCGAUUCUCUUCACCCAUGGCUCAGACGCCGGUAUUGAACCCCACUACCCGCUUUCCACAGCCACCGGAACUGGUUUAACGAACCCGUCACUCCAGUUCCAACUCAUCAUCACAGACAUAGAUGAUGAAGUUCAACUUGAAGUUCUUUCUCUGCAAUGCCAAUGCCAUCAUCAUUCCCAACUCGCAACUUCAAGCGCUUCAAACCCACCGAUCUGUGCCUCGUCAAACCCAUCCUCUCUCCCCAAACCAAUCUCUCCGAAGCCGUUUCUUCUCUUGACCUUUUGCACCCCAGAGGCAUUCGCUUACCCUCCAACGUUCUCGUCACUCUCUUGCGCCGUUGCUCCGACACCAAGUCUUACCGAGAGGGUAAGCUUGUUCACCUUCACUUGAAGCUUACGGGUUUCAAACGCCCCACCACUCUUAUUGGUAAUCAUUUGAUUCAUAUGUACUUCUGUUGCGGGGAUUAUGUUCAUGCACGUAAGGUGUUUGAUAAAAUGGAGGUUAGAAAUUUGUAUUCUUGGAAUAAUAUGCUUUCUGGGUAUGUUAAAUUGGGGAUGAUGAAACAAGCUAGGAGUGUGUUUUAUCAAAUGCCGGACAAGGAUUAUGUAUCGUGGAACACUAUGGUGGUUGGUUAUGCACACUGUGGGAGAUUUAGUGAGGCUUUGAGGUUUUAUGGAGAGUUGAGGAGAUUGGGUAUUGGUUAUAACGAGUUUACGUUUGCCAGUGUAUUGAUUGUUUGCGUGAAAUUGAAAGAAUUUGAUCUUUGUAGGCAGAUUCAUGGGCAGGUUUUAGUUGUUGGGUUUUUAUUCAAUGUGGUUGUUUCCAGCUCAAUUGUAGAUGCUUAUGCAAAAUGUGGUGAAAUGGAAGAUGCAAGGAGAUUGUUUGAUGAUAUGUCCGUGAGGGAUAUUCCUGCUUGGACGACGUUAGUCUCAGGGUAUGCUUUAUGCGGGGACAUGGAAUCAGCUGCUGAAAUAUUCAGUCUGAUGCCCAAGAAAAAUUCAUAUUCGUGGACUUCUUUGAUUGGCGGUUAUGCUAGAAAUGGUAUGGGUCAUAAAGCUCUUGGAGUGUUUAGAAAUAUGAUCAAGCAUCAAAUUAGGCCUGAUGAAUUUACUUUCAGUAAUUGCCUGUUUGCCUGUGCUACUAUUGCUUCACCGAAGUAUGGUAAACAAAUACAUGCAUUUUUGGUGCGUAGUAACGUCACACCUAAUCCUGUUGUUGUAAGUGCUAUUGUUGACAUGUAUGCAAAAUGUGGAAGCAUGGAGACCGCCUGGCGAGUCUUUAAUUUUAGCGGAAAUUUGCAAGAUGUAGUAUUGUGGAACACCAUGAUAUCAGCACUAACUUACUAUGGCUAUGGUAAAGAAGCAGUUACGAUUUUCAAUGAUAUGCUGAAAUCAGGUGUGAAGCCAAAUAGGACCACCUUUGUUGCCAUUCUAAAUGCUUGUAGUCACUCUGGCCUUGUUCACGAAGGGCUUCAGUUUUUCAAGUCCAUGAAUAUCGAGCAUGGUGUUGUCCCUGACCUAGAACACUAUGCACAUCUAAUUGAUCUUUUUGGUCGAUCUGGAUGUUUUAACGAGUCGAUGAAGGAUCUAUUCAUGAUGGAUUGUAAACCAGGGGACCCUGUUUGGUAUUCUUUGCUUGGUGUAUGUAGAUUGAAUGGAAGUCUACGACUCGGCAGAGAAGUAACUGAAUUCCUUAUUAAAUGGCAGCCUCAAUCUUCAGUCGCUUAUGUAGUACUUUCUAGUAUAUAUGCUGCACUUCUGAAAUGGGGAUUGGUUGAAGAAGUAAGACAUAUUAUGGAUGAGAGACGGACGAGGAAAGAUCUGUCCAUUAGUUGGGUUGAAAUUGAAAAUGAGGUCCAUGCUUUCCCUGGAUCAGAUGGAUUGCACCCUUUGAAGAAAACAUUAUACUCGGCUUUAGGGCACUUAAAUAACCAGAUAGAAGACAAUGCCCUACACCUAACUGAAAGAUAGAAAAAUUCUUUUUCCAGAUUGGGUAUUUUUUGUAGAGAGCAUAGUUUUGCUACUUUUACCUUCUUUUUAGUCAUUCCAGAUACUGCGGAGUUGAGUUUCCAUGAUGAUAUAUUUAUAAGAUGAUACCUCUAGUAAGAAAGAAACCGAGGACGAAUGAGAAGGGAGAUUGGUGGGAAGAACUGACGGAAAGAGAUGAUUUUCAUGAAAGAUUUCUUGCUUCCUUUUUUAUACCCAAAUUGAUUUGUUUGUAUUUUCGCCGACAGAAACAUAGAAUAAAUUUUUCUUGUAACUACGAUCUCCUGUCCUAUUUUUCUGAAUAACACCUCUUUCCUU
Messenger RNA from Vicia villosa (hairy vetch), 2375 nucleotides. RefSeq names its product pentatricopeptide repeat-containing protein At2g21090. The record is from RefSeq and is a predicted model, not a curated record. Bases 228 to 2042 code for a protein of 604 amino acids. Gene Ontology annotation, molecular function: protein binding; RNA binding. NCBI's taxonomy places the organism in Eukaryota, Viridiplantae, Streptophyta, Magnoliopsida, Fabales, Fabaceae. Gene Ontology annotation, biological process: RNA modification. The transcript has a single exon.